AUGGUGGUCACGAUCGAGGGAUCUUCUCCCAGCCUCGAAACAGGUGACGAAGCUUUCUUGAAAAUGUUUGAUCGGAGAGGUGCGCAACAGAUCCGUCAAGACAAUGGUAUUGAUGUAUGGAGUGAAGAUAUCGAGCAAGAAUUUGGGAGAAACCUGAGCUCUGGAAAGAUCGAAGAGUUUCUGGAAAAGCUACGAACUGUACCAGACUUUCAGGACGAGACAGAGGAGGAUUGGGAUGCCGCUGAGAAUGAGGCUUUUCUCACCGCUGAAAUGCGGAAGUGCUUUGAUGCGGAAGUUGCGACAUAUUCUCGUCUGCAGAAGUUUCAGGGGAUAUUUAUUCCUCAUCUCUUGGCUGUUGUCGCUCUCGACACCGAUCUACCCAAUGUGGAACUCAGUCCACAACAGCGAGACAUCUAUCGACCGAAAGGUGUUCUAUUACAAUAUCUUUCAGGGUUCUCACUAACAACCCUGGCCGACAACGCACCAAAAGAAUCAUGGCAAGGCAUCGUUGAUCAAGCCAUCCAAAUAGUCCACGUACUCGACGAUCACGAGAUUCUUAACGCCGACGUCCGCCCUGACAACUUCAUCAUUGUCCCAAAAGACGAUAAGUAUGAUGUCUUCAUGAUAGACUUUGGACAAUGCAGGUUUCGGAGGGAGGAUGAAUCUGACGAACAGUGGGGAAGGGUCAAGUGGAUACAGGAUGAAGAAGGUGCUGUGGGCUAUGUGAUGAGGAUGACUUUGAGAAAGGUUGGGUUUGAGCUUCGCUAUGAGCCUUCGGAGAGGUACCUGGCCUGGGCUCCUGGGGAGGAUGACUAG
Messenger RNA from Fusarium coffeatum, 816 nucleotides. RefSeq lists its product as uncharacterized. NCBI's taxonomy places the organism in Eukaryota, Fungi, Ascomycota, Sordariomycetes, Hypocreales, Nectriaceae. The coding region runs from base 1 to 816 and encodes 271 amino acids. The record is from RefSeq and is a predicted model, not a curated record. The transcript has a single exon.